AAGUUCAAAUGCAAAAUUGUCGUGAGGCAACACGUCUUAACGCGCUGCUUUAAAAAUUUGGAAUAUGGUUUUUGGUGCGAUUUCAAACAUGUCCAAAAAGUGUCCUAAGAGUUGUUUUUGGACGACUAUCGGCGUGGGUGGGGCUCUUAUAGCUGCCCUUACGUACAAAGCAGUUCAAGCCCGCGAUAAGGCUGCAAAAGAUUUCGAUGACCGCGGCUUCCCUGCAAUGGCGGACUACCCCGAUCUCCGCCACCACAACAACUUGAUGGCGAAGCAUCUGACACCGCGCUUGUACAGCAAACUUCGCGAUAAAGUGACCUCCAGUGGAUUUACAUUGGACCAGGCCAUUCAAACUGGUGUUGACAACCCCGGUCAUCCUUUCAUCCUCACUGUUGGAGCCGUUGCAGGAGACGAAGAGUCGUACGAAACUUUCGCGGACCUUUUUGAUCCGAUUAUCGAAGAGCGCCACAAUGGCUUCAAGAAAACCGAUAUGCACAAAACUGACUUGGACGCCUCUAAGAUCCGUGGCGGGAAAUUUGACGAUCACUAUGUGUUGUCUUCGCGCGUGCGCACCGGACGAUCGAUUCGUGGGUUCAGCCUACCGCCUCACUGUUCACGUGCAGAGCGAAGGGAAGUGGAAAACAUUGUUUGCGAAGCCUUGGACGGUCUGAAAGGUAACCUUUCUGGAAGCUAUUAUCCUCUGAACGGUAUGACCGCAGCCGAACAACAGCAGUUGAUUGACGAUCACUUCCUGUUUGACAAACCAGUCUCUCCACUCCUCACGUGCGCUGGCAUGGCACGUGACUGGCCUGACGCGCGUGGAAUCUGGCACAACAAGGACAAGAACUUCCUUGUUUGGGUCAACGAGGAGGACCACACGCGUGUCAUUUCCAUGGAGAAAGGAGGAGACAUGCGCUCAGUGUUUGAUCGCUUUUGUCGCGGGCUCAAUGAAGUGGAAAGACUUAUCAAGCGCAGAGGACACGAGUAUAUGUGGAAUCAACACUUGGGUUAUAUCCUCACGUGUCCAUCCAAUCUUGGAACCGGUCUUAGGGCUGGAGUACACGUCAAACUACCCCACCUUGCCAAGGAUUCAAGAUUUGGCGACAUUCUGGACAAGUUGAGAUUGCAGAAGCGCGGAACCGGUGGGGUUGACACGGCAGCCGUCGGAAGCACUUUUGACAUCUCCAACUCAGACCGUCUCGGUUAUUCGGAGGUGGAGCUUGUUCAGACCGUGAUUGACGGCGUCAAUCUUCUCAUCAACAUAGAGAAGAGACUGGAAAAGAACAAGGGCAUCGACGACCUCAUUCCCAAAUAAGGAGUUCGUGACGGAUGCUGGUUGCUGUUGCAUUUGCUUUGUUGCAUCGCUUACUUACAGCUUAGGCUUGUCAAGAAACAUUGUUAAAUGAAUUGAACCGGUCACCGCGCGUGUAACGUAUUAAGGAUGACCGCUGUGCAGUUUAUCCGUGGUAGGUGUUACUUACCUGGCGGUGGGCCCACUGCACCUUGACAAGCCGCUUGAAGUUUUGAAGCAAAGAUAUGCUAUUGCGAAAAGGAAAAAAAAAAA
Pocillopora damicornis (cauliflower coral) is the source of this 1564-nucleotide messenger RNA. Its product is annotated as creatine kinase B-type. Gene Ontology annotation, molecular function: creatine kinase activity. Gene Ontology annotation, cellular component: mitochondrion. The record is from RefSeq and is a predicted model, not a curated record. Gene Ontology annotation, biological process: phosphocreatine biosynthetic process. NCBI's taxonomy places the organism in Eukaryota, Metazoa, Cnidaria, Anthozoa, Scleractinia, Pocilloporidae.